AUGGCGGACGUCCGGUCCAAGAACCUCUACGAGCUUCUGGGUAACGACCCAGAGCUCGACCCCAGCAGACCCGCUCCUCCCCCCACGAAGGCUGUCGACCGCCCCGUGGACCGCUCCGGAAAGCGUGAUGCCCCCAAGGAGCCCUCAGCCCGUCACACCGAGGCUAACGCCCGCCGUGGUGGCCGUGUGACCGCUGGCAACGAGGCUGCUUACCGUGACCGCAACGCCGGCCGCAACAACAACCGCGAGAAGCCCACUGACGAGGCUGCUGCUCCCGCCCGCCGUGGUGGCCGUGGCCCCCGCGGUGACCGCCAGUCCCGCACUGGCCAGACCGACACCCGCAAGCAGGUCGAGCAGGGCUGGGGUGCCGAGAGCGGCGAGAAGGCCUGGGACGACGAGCGCCAGGGCGAGAACAUCGCCAAGAAGGAGGAGAACGAGCCCCAGACCCCCGCCGAGGCCGAGGAGCAGGAGGAGCCCGAUAACUCCAAGUCCUUCGCCGACUACCUUGCCGAGAAGGCCCAGCGCGAGACCCUGGCCGCCAAGCCCGUGCGCGCUGCCAACGAGGGCACCAAGCUCGACAAGAAGUGGGAGUCCGCCAAGGAGCUCUCCAAGGAGGAGGAAGCCGCUUACAUCGCCCCCUCCCACGAGAAGGCCAAGCGCGAGAAGCAGCGCAAGGAGAAGAACUUCCUCGACGUUGACCUCCGCUACGUCGAGCCUCCCCGCAGCGGCCCCGCCCCCGCGGCCGUGGCGACCGUGCCCCCCGUGCGCUCCGAGCGCGGCCGCGGUGGCCCCCGUGGUGGUGACCGCCCCGCCCGCGGCGGUGCUGCCGCUCCCCGUGGCAACGCCCGUGGCCCCGCCGGCCCUACCGUCGACGAGAAGAACUUCCCCAGCCUCGGCGGCAACUAA
Molecule: messenger RNA, 906 nt
Organism: Penicillium bovifimosum
Lineage: Eukaryota; Fungi; Ascomycota; Eurotiomycetes; Eurotiales; Aspergillaceae
Gene: stm1
Exons: 6
Coding region: 1-906 (301 amino acids)
Cellular component (GO): nucleus; cytoplasm
Molecular function (GO): RNA binding
Source: RefSeq, a predicted model, not a curated record